Messenger RNA from Mobula hypostoma (lesser devil ray), 3920 nucleotides. Its product is annotated as myosin-IIIb. Gene Ontology annotation, molecular function: ATP binding; protein serine/threonine kinase activity; protein binding. Gene Ontology annotation, cellular component: myosin complex. Gene Ontology annotation, biological process: peptidyl-serine phosphorylation; regulation of actin filament length. The transcript is spliced from 30 exons. Bases 222 to 3575 code for a protein of 1117 amino acids. NCBI's taxonomy places the organism in Eukaryota, Metazoa, Chordata, Chondrichthyes, Myliobatiformes, Myliobatidae. The record is from RefSeq and is a predicted model, not a curated record.
AACUGGUUUUAUUUCAGCACAAGAAAGUGUCUCCUUGCUGUUACUAGUGUAUAAUUUGCAUUUCCUAGGUUAACACAAAAGGAGGCACUAGCGUCAGUGAAGAGGGGCGGUCAUGUCAGAGUAGACUUGGAGGUGUCCGGAAGAAACUGACAGGUUUUGGUACCGCAUCCUUUAGCGCGGGAGCUGAGCUCUGUGUGCUGAGUGACGGACGCUGUGGGGAGAUGUGCUCGGCCGCCGACAGCACCGGCCCGGAGGACCUGGCCACAUUGUCCGAGCUGGAUGAGACCAUUCUCCUGGAUGUGCUCAGCCGCAGGUUCCGGCAUGACCAAAUUUAUUCAUACAUUGGAGAUAUUCUAGUAGCCAUCAAUCCUUUCAAGUAUCUGCCCUUGUACGAAAAAUCGGAAUCGGAAAAGUACAAAAGUUGUUCAAAAGAUGGCCUACCUCCUCAUAUUUUUGCAGUGGCAGAUCGUGCCUAUCAAUCGAUGUUGGGUCGCUUGGCCACGGGCCCCAAGAACCAGUGCAUAGUGAUCAGUGGGGAAAGUGGCGCUGGGAAGACUGAGAGUACUAAGUUGCUGCUGCAUCAGAUCAUGGAGCUCUGCAAAGGAAACUCUCAGUUAGAGCGACAGGUUCUGCAGGUGAAUCCACUUCUGGAAGCAUUUGGGAAUGCUCAGACUGUGAUGAAUGACAACAGUAGCAGAUUUGGGAAAUAUAUUCAACUGAGAUUUCACAAUACUGCAGUAAAAGGUGCGAAAAUCAAUGAAUACCUUCUGGAAAAAUCCAGAGUUGUGCAUCAGGAUGAAGGCGAGAAAAAUUUCCAUAUUUUCUACUAUAUGUUUGCUGGAAUAUCUCCUGCUGAUCAGGAAGUCUAUGGUCUUCUGGAUCCUAAGUUCUACAGGUACCUAAAUCACAAAUAUGGUUGUGAUGAAAUCAUCCAACUUUGGAACAAGAAAUACCAUGAAGUAUGCAAUGCCAUGGACAUGGUUGGAUUUCUCGAGCAGGAGCAGGUAGACAUGAUGACAAUAUUAGCAGGAAUCCUGUCGCUAGGCAAUAUCCUUUUCGAACCUCAAGACACUGGAAUCCUUAAAGUGACAGAUCAGUCUAAGGGAUGGCUAAAAGCUGCAGCGGGUCAGUUUGGUGUCGAACAAGACGAACUUUUAAAAUGUUUGAUCUGUACAAUGGCAGUCACUCGAGGAGAGUCCAUUCAACGAUACCACACCAAACAGCAAGCGGAAGAUGCCAGGGACUCUAUUGCUAAGGUUGUAUAUGGCAGAGUUUUUGGGUGGAUUGUCAGCAAAAUCAACCAACUACUGGCUCCAAAAGAUGACAUGGAUAUUGUUCAACUGUGGGAGAUAGGUAUAUUAGACAUCUUUGGGUUUGAAAAUUUUGCGGUUAACCGGUAUGAACAGAUGUGUAUUAAUUUGGCAAAUGAACAGCUUCAGUAUUUCUUCAACCAUCACAUAUUUUUAAUGCAACAGGAAGAGUACAAGCAAGAAGAGGUUGAAUGGAAAACAAUUUCCUUUAAAGACAAUAAAGCAAUCCUGGACCUGUUUUUAGCAAAACCAUUAGGAAUUUUUUCCCUAUUGGAUGAGCAAACUGCAUUUCCACAGGCCACUGACUGGACUUUUGUAGACAAACUAAACAAUGGUUUCAAGCGGAAUCCAAAUUUUAAAUUGGGCAGAAGUCACAAUCCAGUAUUUACAGUAGUACAUUAUGCAGGAAAGGUCCAAUACAAUGCGUCCGGGUUUUUGGAGAAAAAUAGAGACACUAUACCAGCAAGUAUUCGAGGACUGUUUAUUAAUAGCAUCACUCCACUGCUAAGUGUACUUUUUACAGCUACAGUCUCAAGAACAGGAACCUUAAUGGCUCAUCAAAGGCAAAGAAUAAGUUCUACCAAAACCGGAAAAGCAAAAAUAACCAUCGGUACCCAGGCACAUAGAACAGAGGACAACUUUAACAGCACCAGGAAACAGUCUGUUGGAGCUCAAUUUAGACAUUCCUUAGCUGUACUAAUGGAGAAGAUGUUUUCAGCAAAUCCACAUUUCAUUCGAUGUGUGAAACCAAAUAUUAGUAAAUUGCCAGAUCAGCUGGACGUCAAAGUUUUCAUGGAUCAGCUGCGAUACAAUGGAUUAUUGGAAACUAUCCGGAUUCGUAGAGAUGGAUAUUCCUGGAGACCAUUCUUCGAGGAAUUUGUGAAAAAAUAUGGAAUACUGCUUAUUACCCCUAAUGUACCACUUACCAAAGAAAGUUGCCUAACUAUUCUUCAAACUAUUGACCUGAAGGACUGGAAAUUUGGAAAAUCACGCCUGUUCUUUAAGUACUGGCAUCAGGAUCAACUCGCAAAGUGCAUCGAAAAACUUGAAAAAGCUGCAUUGAUUAUCCAAAAAAGCUAUAAAAGAUACCGCUGUCAAAGCAAAUAUAAGGCUUUGUUGCUGGAACUACAAAACCAGCGUCGGCUGGAACUGGAAAGGCAAAUGGAAGAAAGACGCCAGAUUGAAUUGGAGCAGGAAAUGGAAAGAAAAAGGCAGGAAAUGGAGUGGAAAAAUGAAGGACCAGUUACACCACCUGUUCCACUUCCGAGAAAAAAGAAGCCACUCCCUCGACCUCGCUUUGCGGCUGUAGAUAAAUUUCACAAAGACGUCCAGCCUCCUGUUCCCAGGCCGCGGAGUAAAUUAGUGGAGGCAACUCCCUUCGAUAAUUCUCGUGAGCACGUGAACAACUUGUGGAUUCAGGAGCAGGCAGAGAAGGAGCAGCAAAUUAUCAAGAAAAGGGCUACAAUUCGGUGGUUCAAAGAAACUCAGGCUGGAAAAGUAGCUCAGAAUGGCACGUUUCCUUGCUGGUUUCAUGGGAUGAUCACAAGGCGUGAAAGUGAAAACCUGUUGGCAAACCAACCGUUAGGUUGCUUCUUGAUACGUGUCAGUGGAAGCAGGGAGGGGUACACAUUAACUUACAGAGGUGUAGAUCGAUGCAGACACUAUAUGAUUGAAAUGCAGCCAAAUGGGAAGUAUGUGAUACUGGGAGAAGAUAGGGUUCACUCAUCACUACCAGACUUGGUGGAGUAUUAUAAAAGUGUUGGAAUUCAACCAUUUAUGGAAGUCCUCACUGUACCUUGUGGACAGAAAUGUGACAGUGAAACAGAUUAUGAGGAACUCAGGCACUUCUCGAUGAAAAUGAAAUCACAAGAAACUACAAAUUCAGAUACUGAGGCAACUGUCUCGACUCACAAUCAAGCGCACCAUAAGCUGUCCAGGCUUUUCAUGCCAGCUGAGCCACAGUUGUCAAUGCCGCCUCGAGUUCCAUCAGUCAUGAGAAAGAUCUCAGGCAGAAAGCUGCAGAAUGCCGCAUUAGGGGAAACGCAAACACUUGAUGCAGAGAACUGCUAUGACGAUGAGCAUAAAGGAAACAAGCGUACAUUCCCAAGACUUUACCCUUCUAUACGCUUAGCAAUGAAAGAGAUUCAGCAACUUCAUGAGAAGUAUGGGUGUGAAGUGCAAACUAAUAACAGAGAGGAGGUGCCAAAACUCCCUCCAAAGCAGUUCAAAGAGCGACAUCUGAAUACUACAUUGCAAGAUAAAUGAUUGAAGUUUGGGAGAAUCUGUCCAUGAAGAGAUGAAAAGAAGAGAUAAGUUUGAAUGUUUACUGCAGCAAAUUUUCUAUUGUUUAUGGAAACACAAUACCAAGUUUAUCUGGACCUCGAAGUGUUGGAUAUGUAAUGUCAAUUUUAAUGAGGAUUUUGCACAGAUUUAUUUUUGAAUAGUAUUUUUUUUUUGGUUAAAGGUUUUGUCAAUAAUCUGCCAAAAGCUGCUUGUUAUAAUGAACUGUUUAUAUUUUUCACUCAAUACAUGUAUUGUACAUAUUUUUCUGGACACGAUUGAUCUAUUAUUAACCUGUAUGCUAGGGAACAAUUUGUACUGUUAAUAAAA